CCGGGAAGGGGCGGGGGGGUCAUGGCGUGCGACCUGGAGGGCCGGGCAUCCCUGGCGUGCCUGGCGCGGGCGCCACGGCGGCGCGACGCCGGGGAUGCCGCGCAUGGCGCCGGCGGCGGGAUGGCGUGCAUGGCCCGGGGCGGGCGGGGGCCGGCGGACGGGCGCGACGUGCUCCUGCGGAUCAAGGGCGGCCUCGGCGCUGAGACGCUCUUCGAGAUGCGGGCCGGCCUGGACUCCACGGUGGCGGAUGUGAAGGCCAUGGUCGAGCCGCUUCGACGGCACGCCGCCGCGCGAGCAGCGCCUCGUCAUCGGCCACGCCCGCGGUGUGCCGCUGCAGGACGGCGCCUCGCUGGGCGCCGCCGUGGCCGGGGACGAUUGCCAGCUGUGGGACCCGGUGCUCUCGGCGGCGCAGACCCUGGCGCCGCCGUGGACGUGCUGCUGCUGCGCCUGGCGCCCGCCUGGGCGGAGGCCAUGGAGGGCCUGCGGCGGGGCAGCCUGGAGCUGGACGAGGCGGGCGCCGCGGCGCGCGGGGACCGCGAGCUGGUGCUGGCGGCCGUGGCGAGGUGCGGCUCCGCGCUGGAGCGGGCCACGGAGGCGCUGAGGGCCGACGCGGAGGUGGUGCGCGCCGCCGUGCGGUGCGACCCCGGGGCCCUGCGCUUCGCGGCCUCUGAGCUGCAGGACGACCGCGGGGUGGUGCUGGAGGCGGUGCGCCGGAGCGGCCACGUGCUCCGGCACGCCUCGCCGCGGCUGCGCGCCGACGCCGAGGUGGUGCUGGCGGCCGUGGCGAACUCGUGGAGGGCCCUGGAGCACGCCAGCGCCGAGCUCCGGGGCGACCGGGAAUCUGGCCGCCUGCGGCGAGCCCGUCGCUUCGGGUGCAGCUCCGAGGACGUUCCGUUCAGCAUCGGCGCUGGUAUCUCCGUGGUGGCGACCCCAUUCCGGCUUGACCCGUUCAGCCCGGCUUGAUCGGGCUUGAAUUGUAGGUUUCACUAAUCCGGCCUGACUUGGCUAAUUGGCUUCUCCGUCGGGCUUGCUGUUUCUGGCGAAGACCUCCCAGGAGUUGCUUCCCAACGUUUCGCCACCGUGCCAGCAAGUGCUCCCGGAUGCCGAGGCGGCUAUUCGAUGGGCGGCAGGGGGCUGUAUCAUGUGAGUGGAGCGUCGUUAAAGGUCGGUGUGCGUUGAUGGUUUGAGAAACAGUCAGAUAUCUCGGGCGUCUAGGUUUGAUUAUUGGAUCAUUAGACGUCGUCCUG
This is a messenger RNA of Prorocentrum cordatum, 1247 nucleotides long. NCBI's taxonomy places the organism in Eukaryota, Dinophyceae, Prorocentrales, Prorocentraceae. The record is from the annotation of a GenBank genome assembly.